Protomyces lactucae-debilis is the source of this 3039-nucleotide messenger RNA. RefSeq lists its product as uncharacterized. The record is from RefSeq and is a predicted model, not a curated record. Bases 1 to 3039 code for a protein of 1012 amino acids. Gene Ontology annotation, biological process: protein phosphorylation; intracellular signal transduction. NCBI's taxonomy places the organism in Eukaryota, Fungi, Ascomycota, Taphrinomycetes, Taphrinales, Protomycetaceae. Gene Ontology annotation, molecular function: ATP binding; protein serine/threonine kinase activity. Gene Ontology annotation, cellular component: cytoplasm. The transcript is spliced from 2 exons.
AUGUCGCAACGACCAAAGCCGCUACCGGUUCAAGCAGACAAGCGCAUCAGUCAAGUCUCGCAGAUAUCUGAAUUCUCAAUCAACAGCACAGGCAGCGAUGCCCGGCGUCACAAGGCUCAUAUCGGACCCUGGCGUCUCGGACGGACCCUUGGACGAGGAAGUAGUGGUCGUGUCCGCUUGGCCAAGCACGCCGUGACUGGAAAGCUCGCGGCAGUCAAGAUUGUGCCAAAGCUGAGCGCGAGUACGGUGCGUAAAGAUGAUCAAGGCAGACCGCGUGACAAAGUUGGCGGUCUACCGUACGGUAUUGACCGAGAGGUGGUCAUCAUGAAGCUCAUUGAGCACCCAAACAUUAUGCGUCUUUACGAUGUUUGGGAGAACAAGGCCGAGCUAUACCUUGUCCUCGAAUACAUUGAGGGCGGUGAACUGUUCGAAUACCUUGUUCAACGCGGGCGUCUACCGGAAGAAGAAGCGGUCGACUUCAUCACGCAAAUUCUCAACGCGGUUGACUACUGCCAUCGCUUCAACAUCUGCCAUCGCGACCUUAAACCAGAGAACCUGCUCCUCGAUGGCAAUCGUAAUAUUAAGGUCGCAGACUUUGGAAUGGCAGCGCUGGAACCAAUGGGUCAAAAGCUUCAGACCUCCUGCGGCAGUCCUCACUACGCAAGUCCAGAAAUCAUCUCGGGCAACCACUACAAUGGUGCACCUUGUGACAUCUGGUCAUGCGGUAUCAUCCUGUUUGCUCUACUGACCGGCCAGUUGCCGUUUGAUGACGAAGUCGUCAUGAACUUGCUUGCAAAGGUACGCUCAGGCCAGUACACCAUGCCUACAUUUCUCUCGCCCUUGGCACAAAACCUCAUCUCGCGAAUGCUCGAGGUAGAUCCUCACAAGCGCAUCACGAUGCCAGAGAUUCUAAAUCAUCCACUUCUGGCCAUGUACAGGAAGUCUGGCGGGCCUAAGCUACCAAAACCGCUUGCGAUGGAAAUGGUUGGCAGACCGGUACGAACUGCCGGUGAGGUAGACUGGGAGAUUCUCAAGAACCUACAGACACUUUGGCGUGGAGCGCCUAAGGAGCUCAUCAUCCAGAAACUGCUCAGACCGGAGGCCAAUGCAGAAAAGACCUUUUACUGUCUGCUUGAAAAGUACAGGCACGAUAGACUUGAGAACUACAGUGGCGAUGAAGACUACAAGCCCGUCACAAAGAUGGUCAAGUCUGCGUCGCGACGGAGUCUGGCGUCUCGCAAGAGUGGUACCUCAGCGAGGCGUGCAAAGCAUCGAAAGAAUGCCAGUCGAGGAUCCAAGGCAUCUUCUCACCGUCGAGGCGUCAGCUUUGGUCGACCUACAAAGACUGAUGUGCAGAGUCAACCCUCAGCACCCAUGCCCAAGACAACAGCGGCCCCACAAGAAAGCAUCAACUUUGCCUUGCCGCGCGUCAGCCCACCGAAGCGUAGAGCACCAAGUAACAUAACGCAGGCGCAACGAAGACUGGACGAAGAAACGGCCCGCAAGAUUUCUGCAGAGUUUGGUCAGCUGAUGGAUGCUGCCUUCAAUACAGCCGGGCCAGUCUCACCGACGGUCACAGUUCUUCCUGAUGGGACCUCGCUUGAUCGUGCACUACCUAGCCCACCCUACGACGUCUUUGCAGGGAAAUCUGAGCCACCACUUGGUCGAACCGAUUCUCACAAGCAAAGGGCCCACAAAUCUUCAGAAGCAGCAAGUAUCUUCCUACCGCGAAUCUUCGAAGAGGAUCGCUAUGCGGAUGCAGAAGAAGCUCGCGCAUUGGAUCUCGGCCUCAUCCUGGGUGAUCAGCCAAAGCGACCCAAGGCAGUCAAGGGCUACUCUUACCCUACACGACCUAGUGGACCGCGUGCUGCGCUUGGCGAGCUGGAUGCCGCUCAGACGAACAACACUGCAGCUGCCGCUGCAAGAAGUGCUGCAUUGUCUGUGUACCCUAAUGGGAAACGCAGAGAGCUCACUAUUGAAGACAAGACCGGUCGUGUCUCGAGUCUUGUUGAGAAGACGACAACCACCAAGCAGUCCGCUGCGAGGCGGUUUGUGUCUGCACCAACGUACACACGCAUGCCGAGCGAGCUGGCAAAGACGUUUAGACUAGGCAGAGUGCUGGGUGAGGAUUCAAAUACGAAUACGGAGCAAGUGGAACCGGCCAAGGGCAACAGUCAAAUGCGCAACUGGUUUGGCAGAAAGUUCUCUAUGUUGAAGGCUGACAGGCCUGCCCCGCGUGCACCGAAGCAAGAUGAGGUUUCGCCUGCCGUGGCACCAGCUAUUUCGUCGACUCCUGCAGCCUAUCAGAGCAGUCCGCCCGGCCAUCCAACAGCGCAUGGCUCGCCUGUCAAUCUUGCCGCGCGUCGACACGCACCCUCACCGCCUCGACUUCAGAAUCUUGAACGACGCGGUACGUCAGGGCGAGAGUCGCGUUCGCAGGAUGUGCCACAGCAGCAGAAGCAUGUUGCUGACUUACACAAGGCUGCACCACAGCAAACAAUUCACUCUCCAGACUUCCCGAAACAGUCCUUCUUUGCACGAUUGCUCAACAUCAAACCAGCGAGCAAGACUCUCGACACAACUCUGAGUGCCGCCAAGCUUCAGCGUGAAGUGGUGGAUUGCCUGCGUCGAUGGGAACAAGCGAAUCUUGGCAUCCAAGGUAUUCAAGAAGAUCGCCGACAAGGCUUUGUUCGUUCUCGCCUUGGUGCGAAGAAUGCACUCAAGCUGCGGCCAGUAUGCUUCCGCAUCGAGUGUCAAUCUCAUUCGGCGGGCGCUUCUGCGGUAUUCGUGCAGGAGAAGGGUGCACGCAGCACAUUCAACCGUGUCGUCCAAGAGUUUGAGUCUAUUUGGAAGCAGGCCGGUAAGCUGCAGAACUUUGCAUCCAAAGAUGUGCAACGGCCUCACUCUGCAGCUGCAGUAUUGAGACCUGCUUCUCAGCAAGCGCUGCAGCGUCCACCGUCCGUGGCGCCAGCGUUGAGACCGGCUUCUGCUGCUGCCGGACAGCGUCCAUCCUCUAGGAUAUCAGCAUACGCGCUAUGA